Messenger RNA from Periconia digitata, 405 nucleotides. The record is from the annotation of a GenBank genome assembly. NCBI's taxonomy places the organism in Eukaryota, Fungi, Ascomycota, Dothideomycetes, Pleosporales, Periconiaceae.
UUGGCCCGCCGCCCGCCGUCAGCUGGCUGUUCACCUGUUCAAACGUUGGCUCCGACGGCAUCAAUCCAGCUCGUGAGUCCUCGCCAGCUCGAGAGCAGCCAUGCCGCACCAAAGCAGAUGCUCUCCCCAUACGCCGUCGUUAUCUACGUCCAUCAGGGUUCAUUGUCCCGGUGCUAUUUUCAGGCACGAUACUCGUUCGAGCAUAAGCUUGGACGAGUCUACAUAUCGCGAACCCACUCUUCGCCCACACGCCGGACGAUCUGCUCGGAGAUAAUGCCCUUCUACCGCAUCUGCCGCGUCCCAGGAGCGCGCCAGCAAUCUAAGUAUUCGACGGAUGGAUGGGUGGAUGGAUGGAUGGCUGCACAGUCGAGAGGUUGCAAGCGAAAUGACGGCCGUGGCCAUUGA